Messenger RNA from Pollicipes pollicipes, 3451 nucleotides. Its product is annotated as zinc finger protein 704. Gene Ontology annotation, biological process: regulation of transcription by RNA polymerase II. Gene Ontology annotation, cellular component: nucleus. The record is from RefSeq and is a predicted model, not a curated record. Gene Ontology annotation, molecular function: DNA-binding transcription factor activity; RNA polymerase II cis-regulatory region sequence-specific DNA binding. NCBI's taxonomy places the organism in Eukaryota, Metazoa, Arthropoda, Thecostraca, Pollicipedomorpha, Pollicipedidae. The transcript has 8 exons. The coding region runs from base 191 to 1576 and encodes 461 amino acids.
GAGAGGUGGCCGUGUGGUAGAGGCUUGCAUUCGGGUGCGAGCGGAGGUUGUUGGCUGGUGUGCGGAGAGAGACUGUGGCAUCGUGGCGGAGUGACUAUCUACAUUGUUAAGUGUCGACUGGGGAGAUGUGAGGAAGCCAGCUGCUGUGUACCACGCUUCUGAAGUUGAAGAACGCAAUAAAUCAGUAGCCAUGUCGACUGGGAAGCGCAUAGCGAAGCGUUCCAUAUUGGGGACGCGAGUGGCAGCCUGUCGUGUGGAUGGACUGUACCACACAGGUGUCAUCUGUGGUACUAAAGUCGGGGACGGCUUUUCAGCUCCGCGAUAUUCGGUGCGCUUUGACGGAACAAGAUUCGUCGCUGAAUUCGGACCCAAUGACCUCGUUGGUCCGGGCUUUCUGUCUGUGUGUGAUAUAGAACUGUUACCAGAACAGAUGAUUCACGUGACACACAAUGGAAGAGAAACACAAGGCGUCGUCUUGAGCCACCGACCUGACUUGGACGAAGUAUGGAUCGAAAUCAAGCAAGGAUAUGGAAAGUUUGAGGUGAAGAAGCGCCUGGAGGAGGUGCGCCUGUGGGAGAGCCGUAAGUCGCCGCGGCUCAUCGACUCCGACACGGACUUCGCUCGGCUGGCCGACGUCGGCGUCGAGAAGCGACGAUCGCCCGGCGUCGACAUACCCGCCGCGCCGACCAGCUCGCGCAAGAGGCGCUCCUCGCCGUCCGGCUGGGAGGAGGUGGGCCCGGGCCCGGGCGCGGCCGCCGGCGGACUGGGACGUCCCGUCGGCGAGAUGACGGAGUGCACGGCCGCCAUGGUGCUCAUGUCGCUCUCGGCCAGCCCCAAGAGCCCCAAGUUCUCCUAUGACAGCGGUCCCAGCUGGAGUGACCAGAUGUCGAUCGGGUCCAGCGGCUCAGAGACGCCCUCGCCGCCGCUCAGUGACGUCACUGGGGCCGUCGGCAGCGUCGACGAGGGCAUCGACAUGGACGAGGACGGCGAUGACAGGAAGCGACAGAAUUCGACCCAGACGGUCUUCAAAUGCACUUGGCCAGGAUGCAAGAUGGUGACGUCGACCUGCUCUGCCAUCGAAAAACACGUCCGCAACGUGCACCUCGGCCGUCCGCCGCGCCAGGAGAACUCGGACCUCAGCGACCACGAAGAGGAGUUCUACUACACGGAGGUGGACGUCGCCAUGGAGAGCAUCAGCGACGGCAUGGCCGGCCUGUACGCCAGCUCGCCGCCGACCCUGUCGCACAUGGACAUGGCGCGGCCGCCGCACGAGGACCCGCAGUACCAGCGCGAGCUGGCGCUGCGCGCCGCCGGCGGCGACGUCGGCGCGGCGCCCAUCCCCAUACCGCAGCCGAGGCAGUCCUGGACACCGGCACUCUGGACCACGGCCGUAUCAAGCAAGUACCUCCGGCUUGGAGCCAAGGUGAUCACCAGCAGUCCCAAGACGUCGCCACACCACCGCCGGCUGCGCGGCGACGUCAAAAAGUGCCGCAAGGUGUACGGCAUGGAGCACCGGGAGCAGUGGUGUACACAGUGCAAGUGGAAAAAGGCCUGCACUCGUUUCUCGGUCGAGUGAGUGGCAAGCGCCACUUCUGCGCCGGUGGCGCCCCCGCUCGGAAAAGCCCCGAACCAUGCAUGGACGCCGUGCGGCCUGACGGGAGCUUCGUGAACUAUGUCGUGGCGGCCUCCGACCGUUCGCAGCGCCACACAGUGGGCAAAUGGAGAACUAAAGCCGUGGCCUUUGACGGAGUGGAGCCACCUGCGACGUGUACGGUCGUUCACAGCCAGAGCCUGCCCAACCAUCUGCCUGAGGCAACCAGGUGACACAAAGGCUGUCCAAGAAAUCUGAUGUUUUUGAAGCUUUAUGUGUCGUCCGGUCAGUCGAGUACAAAUAACUGUGAAUGUAGAGCUAUUUUGAUGACCCCAACCUCCCUCCGGUGUCGCAGCCGGUCGACCUGUGUAAAUCUAUCCCCAUUAUCCGUAGAGACCCAGCCAGCUCGGCCCGUUCUAGACCCUCUGAAGAUCCCACCUUUAGCCGCACGUCUUCUCAAAUCCGUGGAGCCCGCGUGGUGACCCGGCCCGGCCCGUCUCGACGGCUCGCGUGUGGUUCUUUUAUGUCUUUCAGAUGUGUACCGAGUCGCGAGUGCGGUCGGUGCCGGCUGGUCCGCGCGCGGCGGCGCCUAGGUUAGCCGCGUCCGUGGAGUGCCAUUGUUCGCUAGGUAUGGCCAUGGACUGGGUGACACCAGGUCACAACAGAGUUCGGCGGAGCCUGAGAUGGCGGGGCUGGGCAGCCCAGGAUCAGAUGGCGCCUUGGGAUGUAGUGGUCUCCGCAGACAGAAUCAAAUCAUCGAGGAUCAUUUACAGUGCAAACAUGUCGUUCACCGUGUCUCACACAGCUGCCGCCGCGGGGUUUUUGUGUAUGUUUGCCGGUCGCGGCUUGUCGGUCUCGUGCAGUGGUUUGGAACGGGUCAACAGUUGGCCACAGCCAGGCAGAAAUAUGGGUCGCAAUGCGUGCGCGGAGCCCGCUGAUACUGCUCCGGACGCCACGUUAGUACAAACUCCGCCUGUAAAUACCAUAUGCAAACCGUGUCAUUCGUUAGCUACCGCGCGACGACCGGGAGACGCUGCUCCCCUCUGUUGGCGAAAUUCUGCACUUGCACUUACCCAGCUGCCGCUGACGCCUGCGGACGCAUGUCGAGAGAGCGUUUUGUUUACGGUUUUGAGAGUUUAUUUCGCCGAGCGAUUUACGGCUACCUUGAGCAUGACUGGCCGAUGAGCUUGACUGGCGCCGUGCGGGGUGAGCGCGCUGCUGUCGCGGGCGCCGCUGGCUGCCGGGCUGAAUGUCGCGUGUCGUGUGUCCAGUGAUUUCGCGAGUACAAACUGGCGCCACCGCCGCCAGCCGAGCCACCGCGCGGGCAUUGCUGACGUAUUAGCUUUAAAGUCGCCCGCGCUGAACGGCCGUGACGGCAUGGAACUGCCCGCCGGCACUCGAACGCUGUCGAAAGGUCUCCUCGGUGACGCUGGACAGACACGGCACUCGGAACGCGUGGAGUGAGUGAGUGAGUGAGUGAGUGAUGAGUGAGUGAAUGAAUUAACAACGGAAGGGGUGAGUGAACGAGCGAGAACGUGCGUGCGAAGUGAGUAAAUGUGUAAGCGAGUAAGUGAGUGACAGUGAGCGCGAGUGCCUUUGUGUGAGCGAAUGCGUCUUCAUGCGUGUGCUUGUGCCUGUACGCUAACAGAUCGGGUGAGUGGAUGAGAAAUGAAGUGUGUGCGUUUGGGGGUAAUUGGACGGACGCGGAGUGACAGAAGGAAGAGGGGGGGAGACCAAGCUGGUUUUGCAAGAACGUUUGGAGAGAGCGCUGAACUCAUUUGGGCAUCGGAGCAUCAAGGGUACGGCUUCCCCUGUCUGCGAUGGAUGUACAUACAGAUGUAAAUUAUAUUUUUAAAAUAA